GUGAAAUAUGAUUGGCUUAUACCAGACCCCGUGGCUCUUGGUAACGUUGACAUAAACAAUAUGGAACCAGAGAGUGUCAUGAUUUACCGAACUACUGACAUGUGAGCGAUAAUACACAACAAGGAAAGCAGUUGAAUAAACGGUUGACAUUAUGUCAUCUGAUGAUAUCUAUGCUGACCAGGCCAAACAUCUGGUUGAUGAGGUUAUUGAUCAUGCCAUUAAAAGACUAGAGACCAGUCUUUCUCUGAAUGACAGAGAAAAAACUUUUGAAUCAAUUCGUAUUUCAUCAGAAAUCAAUUCCAGGCAGUCAACUUUUGUCAAAGAUGAAAAUUAUGAAGUGAAAAAUGUGAAAUGGUUAACUAUUGAUGAAUUUACUGAAGAAAAGGCAGAACAGAAAAUCAAUGAAUUUAUCAAGACCUGGCAAUAUGAGGACAGCUGGCAGUACUGUAUAGACUUCCUUGGAGAAGACCCACAUGAAUUUGACACACGGUACCGAUUCCGAGUGCGCUGGAGCAUUCCUACACGGAGGAAGCCAAUUCCGCGUGCCACAGCAUGUGUAUACUUCUCAUUUGUCGUGUCAAAAAUUAAACCAAAACAUUUUCCUGUUGAUGUGUUAUUUGUCUUUGAAGGAAACAGACUUGUACACAAGCCUGGGGAGAGUAGAUUCCGUGAGAAGUGGCUUAAAGACAUUAUUGAAAGUAAAGUGAUGAUGAUGCAAAUGGUGGAGUUUUAGGAGAGCUGGUAAUUCAUCUAAAACCAAAACAUUACAAACAAUCAUGUGCAAAUUUUAGACAGUGUUGGAGGAAUUGGAAUGAAAUAAUACGAUCUUGAAAAGUGAAAUAGGAUCCCCAGAUCUUUGAAAUUACAGACUUCAGAUUUUUGUUGAGUUGUCUUUCUUGACCUAUGUUGAGUGUGAUAUUUCAUUACAAGGUUUCCUACCUAUAUAUUUGGUAACUGGAGGAAUGGUGAUAUCAUUUAAGCCACUGUGAUAAUAGGCCAUGAUGUCAUAUAUUAAAAAUGGUCACAUGGUAAAUAGUUGUUAAUAUUAUCUUAAUAAAGAAUCAUCUAAGUAAC
Messenger RNA from Pecten maximus, 1074 nucleotides. RefSeq names its product A-kinase anchor protein 14-like. NCBI's taxonomy places the organism in Eukaryota, Metazoa, Mollusca, Bivalvia, Pectinida, Pectinidae. The record is from RefSeq and is a predicted model, not a curated record. Gene Ontology annotation, cellular component: cAMP-dependent protein kinase complex. Bases 152 to 733 code for a protein of 193 amino acids. The transcript has 5 exons. Gene Ontology annotation, molecular function: protein kinase A regulatory subunit binding.